This is a messenger RNA of Canariomyces notabilis, 1095 nucleotides long. Its product is annotated as ZIP zinc/iron transport family. Lineage: Eukaryota; Fungi; Ascomycota; Sordariomycetes; Sordariales; Chaetomiaceae. Gene Ontology annotation, cellular component: plasma membrane. The transcript has a single exon. Gene Ontology annotation, molecular function: low-affinity zinc ion transmembrane transporter activity. The coding region runs from base 1 to 1095 and encodes 364 amino acids. The record is from RefSeq and is a predicted model, not a curated record. Gene Ontology annotation, biological process: zinc ion import across plasma membrane.
AUGUCGCUACAUAGAAUGCAACUAGGGGUUCGGGACGAAGGCGAUGGAGUUGGGGCUGCCCCGGCUUGUGAGGUUUCCACAGCCAACACAGACUACUGGGGUCUGCGGAUUGGCUCCAUCUUCAUUAUCCUGGUCGGUUCCGCACUUGGCGCCCUCCUACCCGUUGUCUUGGCGAGGACGUCUAGGACUCGGAUGCCGAAAGCAGCUUUGUUCGUGGCCAAGUACUUUGGUACCGGUGUGAUCUUGGCUACGGCUUGGAUGCACCUUCUCUCCCCGGCGUCUGACAAUCUUCGCGACGAAUGUCUCGGAGAUAUCCUCCCUGAUUAUGACUGGGCAAUGGCCAUUGGCUUGAUGACCGUCAUGGUCAUGUUUCUCCUCGAACUUAUCAUCUCACACUUUGACUUUGGCUUCGGCUCCCCUAAGGGGCACAGCCAUGGUGCUUUGGCCCCUUCAGCCGGAAUGGGCACUGUUGAGGCUUCUGGCGCCGAUGUCUCCGGCAAGGAAAGAAUUCAUCCUCUGGGCGACGAGUUCAGCUACGCACCAAACGGAACGGACCACCUGGGCCACCAGCGGGACCAUGUCGAAGGCGACGGAUAUGCCAACUACGCCGCGCAGAUCACCGCCAUCUUCGUGCUUGAGUUCGGCGUCAUCUUCCACUCCAUCUUCAUUGGCCUCACCCUCGCUGUCACAGACAAUUUCAUUAUCCUAUUCGUCGUCUUGGUCUUCCACCAAACCUUUGAAGGCUUCGGACUGGGCGCUCGCCUAGCCAUGGCAACCUGGCCCAAGGGGGCGCGGGGCUGGACGCCCUACAUUCUGGGCAUGCUCUACGCCAUCAGCACGCCCUUGUCGAUUGGAAUGGGCCUUGUCGCCAACGAGACUCUUUCGCUGGAUGCGGCAACGAGCAAGGUGGUCAAUGGCGUCUUUGAUGCCAUCAGCGGCGGCAUCCUCAUGUACACGGGUCUUGUCGAGCUGGUGGCUCACGAGUUCAUGUUUAGUCCCGAAAUGCGCAGAGCAGGUCUGCCGACGCAGCUUGCGGCGUACGCCUGCGUGGCGACGGGUGUUGGCUUGAUGGCGCUCCUCGCGAAAUGGGCGUGA